Molecule: messenger RNA, 2601 nt
Organism: Paramecium sonneborni
Lineage: Eukaryota; Ciliophora; Oligohymenophorea; Peniculida; Parameciidae
Source: the annotation of a GenBank genome assembly
AUGAGACCAUAAUCUCCUAAAUUUUUUUAAACUCAGACUAUUGCUACAACUAGAGUUGUCAAUUCUCCUCCAAGAGAUAAAAGACAUGAUUCUUGUGGUAGAUUGGCAAAGGUUACUACUUAUUAAUCGAGGCCUAAAACAACUGUUACUACUACUACAUACAGACCAGUUAUAGAAACUCGUACUGUCAAAUUAUGUACAGAAAAAAAAUGCUCAGGACAUGUAAGUUUAUAUUAAUUGUAGGAAACUUUAAUUGAAUAAUUGACUUCAGAAAAUAAUAAAUUAAAUCAAAGACUUAUUGAUCUUUAAAAUGAUUUUGAUGAUUAGAUAGAAAAAUAUGAAAGUGAAUAAUAAACUUGGAUUACUACAAAUAUUGAAAUUGAAAGUAUUAGAAAAUUACUAGAAGAAACCUAAAAAAAUCAUAAACAUGAAGUUUCUUAUUUAAAUUCUGAACUUAAUACAUUUAAAUCAUAGUUCCAAUAUUAAGAUGAUUAAAUUAGAUUCAUAACUUCACAGUUAAAAUAGCAAGAAGUACUCGAAAAUAAAAUUGCUCUUUUAACAACUGAAAUUGAAAGAUUACAAUAUGUAAUUGAAGAUAAAAAUUAAAUCAUUUCAUAAUAGUUAUUCAGAUUACAAGAUUAUGAAAAACAAUUAUAAGUUGGGCAAAAUGUAAUUGAGGAAAGAAAUCAAGAGAUUUCUGAUUUAUAAUCACGAUUCAAUCAUUAUGAAUAAGAUCUCGUAUUCUCUAAUAAUAUUAUUCAUGAACUUAAAUCUGAAAUUAAUCAAAAAGAUACAUAAACCUAGCAAUUGCUUGCUUAAAAAGAUUCUUUACUGUAAACUUUUAGAGAAAAUUUGGAACUUUUAGAAAACAAAUUAGUUUAAUCAUAAUAAAACGAGAAAUUGUAAGAGGAAAAAAUUAAUUUGUUUUCGAAAGAUUUAAUGAAUUUAAAUGAUAAAAUCCAUUAACUUGAAAAUGAAUUAAAUCAUUAAAAAGAAUCAAAUUUUUAAUUAAAUCAGCAAGUAAUUAUUAAUGAUCAAGCUAAUGAAAUUUUAUAAAGUUAAUUGUUUUAAUAAACUUAAGAUCAUUAAAAUUUAGUUAUAAAUAAAGACUCUGAACAUGAAAUAACUAAAUAGGAAAAAACAGCAUUGCUUAACCAAUUAUAAUAAAAAUAAGUAGAAUUAGAAGAUAAAACUAAAGAAAUUAAUGAUUUGAAUGAUAAAAAUUAAGUUAUAAUAAUUUAAUUAGAUGAAAAAACGAAUCAACUAAAUCAUCUUUUUGAAGAGUUAUAAUAAACAAAAACUAAUUAAAAUAAUUAUAAUGAACAGCUAAAAUUUUAGUAAUAACAAUUAAAUGAAUUAGAAAAAUAAAAUACUGAAUUAAUAGUUGAUAUAAACUUAAAAACAGAAAGUCUAUUAUAAUUUGAAUAAAAAUUAGAAUUCUCAAUUGAAUUAAAUAGAUAAUUAUAAAAUCAGAUUUGCCAAUUACAAUAACAGAAGAAUGAAGUUGAAAGUAAAAAUAAUGAAUUAGAAAAUUAAAUUAAAUCAUCAUAAAAUGAUGCAGAAACAUAACAGAAAUAAAUAGAAAAUUUGAAAUAAUAGUUAAAUGAAGAAUUAAAUUAAUUUAGAAUAGAGAAAGAUAAUCUUCUCUUAAAAAAUAAAGAGUUUGAAUAAUCACUUUUAAGUCUAUAAUAAAAUUCAUAAGAAUAAAUUACUAAAUUAUAAUCACAAAAUAAUAAUCAUCUACUAAGUGAAGAAUCUUUAAAAUAAGAAAAACUAAAAUUAAUAGAAUAAAUAUUGCUUUAAUGUUUUGAGUUAGAAAGAUUAGGAAAUUAAAAUAAUUAAUAAUAGGGAUAAAUAAAUUCUCUAGAGAAUAAAUUAUCUCAUCUUGAAGAUAAUAUAAAAAAAAUGAAAGAAAGUGAACUUUUAAAUAGUUAAAAAUAAGAUAUUAAAUUAAAAUAGUUGCAAGAAUAAUUAGAUUAAAAUAUCAAGUAAAUUGAUAGUCUAAAAAAUGAUCUUAAAUAUUAGCUUUCUUUAGUAGAAGAAUUAAAUAAAAAAAAUCAUUUCUAAUAAGAAUAAAUAUCUCAUUUAUAAGAUGUAGAGUAACAACUGAAAUUCUUGAAUGAGUAAACAAAUUUCUAGACAAAAAAUUUAUAAAAAGAAUUAGAAAAUAAGAUUGAAUCUGAAAGUUCUCUAAGAUUUAAGUUAGAUAAAUUAUUAGAAGAACUUAAAAUUAAAUAAAUGUAAUUAGUAGAGAUGGAUUCUUAAAUGAGAUUAAUCGAAUAAAAUAAUAAUUUUGAUCUAUCCAAUUUAGAAGAGAGAAACAGUUAUCUAUAAAAUGAAGUGGAAACAUGGAGAUAAAAAUUUUCAAUUUUAAAUAAGGAUUAUCAUAGAGUUCAAGAAGAUUUAAUGAUGCUUCAAGCAGAGUUUGAUGCUUAUAAAAGGAGAGGUCAAGAUUUAAAGAAUAUUAAAGUAAUAAAUUAAUAUUAAAUAUAUUAGGAGUCUACCUAUUUUGAGGUGAGAAAAUCCUCUUUAUAUAAAGAAAAUAUAGAUAUAAAAGGAAGUUAAACUUCAAUAAGUCGACUUUUCAAAGAAAAUAUAUGA